GAAAACAGCCCUGCUACAAGCAGCAAAACACACACAGGGGUGAGAAAGCCUAUGUGAUUGUGUUACAGAGAGCAGAUAGGUGCAUGAACACACAGAGAAGGACAGAAAAAAAAGACUUAGAGAAGAAGAUUCAGUCAGACAUAGAGAGAAGAGAGAGAAAGAGAAGAAGAGGAGAGAGGUAAAGUCAGAAGGAGGAAGUGUGAGGGGUUUUGCUGCUGUGCUGGGAUCAUGUCUCUGAAUGGGAAGGUGGCUCUGGUGACUGGGGGGGCUCAGGGCAUUGGGAGAGCUGUGGUCCAGUCACUGCUUCAGAGCUCAGCCAAGGUGGCCGUGGUCGACCUGAACAAGACCUGUGGUGAAGAGUGCAAGGCACAGCUGGACGCCGAGUUUGGAGAAGGCAACUGCUGUUUUAUCCCGUGUGAUGUGUCCAAUGGAGAAGCGCUGAGAGAUGCGUUCCAGAGCACCGUGGACCUGUUUGGUCGUCUGGACAUCGUCAUCAACAACGCUGGCAUCAACAACGAAAAGAACUGGGAGAAGACCAUACAAGUCAACCUGACCUCUGUGAUCAAAGGGACCUACUUGGCCCUGGAACACAUGAGUAAAGAGUACGGCAAGGAAGGAGGCACCAUUAUCAAUGUAUCCUCUAUGGCAGCCUUUCUGCAUUCACCUCAUCAGCCCGUCUACACUGCUACGAAACAUGGAGUCAUUGGCUUCACCAGAGCUAUGGCGGACGCGUCCUCUCAGGGCGACUACGGUGUGCGGAUCAACGUCCUGUGUCCGGCCUUUGUCGACACUCCCCUGCUGCACUCGGUGGAACAUGAGGACAACAUGGGCAAGUUCGUCAAGUUCAAGGAUGAUUUUAAACUCAGGAUGAGCAAGUUUGGAGUUUUACAGCCAUCCUUGAUAGCGGAGGGCAUGAUGAGGUUGAUUACGGACACCAGUCUGCACGGAGCGGUGAUGAAGAUCACCUGCUCCAAGGGAAUCCACUUCCACACCUAUGAGCCUCUGUCCGCUUGAGCCUUGUUACACUGGACUGCUCGUGCUGCUGCUGAGGAGGAGAAUCAUGCAGUGCUUUAUCUUGUCUGAAAUCAACACACCAGACUCGAGUUCAGGACACGUGGCUGCUGCUGGACUUUGUAUCAGAACUGUGUCAGAGCAUCAUUCAGAUUCUACAGGGAAACUGACCUGCUUGUGUAUAUAGGCCUGUCUGAAUGAACACAUGAAUGCUAUGUAAAUAACAGUAAUAUUCUAAUUGUCUGAUUGAUAAGGGGUGAAGUCAGGUAAAUUGGGACAAAUAAGGUUUUACAUCUCAGGUUCUUUAAAUAUUAGCAGUAAAUCUCGGAACAUGUUAUUGCAUCAUUACAACUAAUGUGCUUUACAUGAAACAAUCAUGUCGACUGGUCUGAGAUGGGCACAGCAAAGACUCAAAAAAAAAAAUCACUUGCCCUAAAUCUUGCAAGGUGUGACACCAUGUGGCAUGUUGAGUUUUUGGUAACAAGAGUGCUGCAGCUAAAACAGUAUAGCAAUGAAAAUGUUUGCAGGAUGUUGCAUUUUAUUAAUUAUCUGACUUAUAAUCAGAGGUGGGACCAGUCAUUGUUUUGCAGGUCGCAUGUAAUUCUCAAGUCUUUGCACUCAAGUCCCAGUCAAGACUAACAAGUCUCAAGUUCAAAACUUUGAGUUUCAAAUCUUAACAAGUCUUAAGUCAAGUUAA
Messenger RNA from Epinephelus moara (kelp grouper), 1708 nucleotides. RefSeq names its product 15-hydroxyprostaglandin dehydrogenase (gene hpgd). The transcript has 7 exons. Gene Ontology annotation, molecular function: oxidoreductase activity, acting on the CH-OH group of donors, NAD or NADP as acceptor. Gene Ontology annotation, cellular component: cytoplasm. Bases 229 to 1014 code for a protein of 261 amino acids. The record is from RefSeq and is a predicted model, not a curated record. Lineage: Eukaryota; Metazoa; Chordata; Actinopteri; Perciformes; Serranidae.